This is a messenger RNA of Symbiodinium necroappetens, 1878 nucleotides long. NCBI's taxonomy places the organism in Eukaryota, Dinophyceae, Suessiales, Symbiodiniaceae. The record is from the annotation of a GenBank genome assembly.
GUUGCACUACAGCCAGAGUAUUCGGAAAGCCAAGCUAGCCCGGAGCCGAGAGCCGAGCACAGCCGAGCCACCUUCACCGGGAGAUGUUGUUUACUGUUGGCGGGCCCAACGGGCGACUCGACGAGGUGACCCUCGAACUUCGACCUCCUCGAGGCGACGCCGGCUUGAACUUCGACGUUGGCACGGCCCUGCGGUGCUCAUUGCUCUGGAGGCUUCUGGCGAGACGGGCUUCCCGACCAAUGCCUUCCUCUCUUUCCGCGGGCAGGUGACGAAGUGUGCCUUGGAGCAUGUUAGGCCUGCUUCUUCGCUUGAGCAGUUGGCUGCCGGGACAUGGGAGGAGGCAAUCAAGGAAUUGGUGCAGGGCAUCGAAUCUACCCACAGCCCCGUUGGGGCCGAGUUGCCCGCAGUUCGUGAAGAUGAUGAAGCAGCGCAGUCGGAUGAUGAGUUGGGUUUGUUGGCUCCUGUGAUUGUGGCGCGAUCGAGUGUGGAAGGUUCCGCGCGCGGUGGUGACCCAAGCGGGCAAGAACAGCAACGGUACUUCGAGGACCUUCAGCCGAAUCUCCUGGGCUUCCUUUCGCUAGUGCCGAAGCAGCGGUACUUCAAGGACCUUCAGCCGAAUCUCCUGGGCUUCCUCUGCGAGGUGGUGGGCAUGCGUCUAGCCAGCGUGGAGCAGGAUCGUUCAGGUCAAGCGGCCCGGGCGACCUUGGAGGAGGAGCGAGACCAUGGCACUUGGGACGGCAGGUGGUCUCUUCCAGCUCAGAGUCAGUUUCAGCUUCUGCAAGAGCAAGCCGUCACGCUCCCAUGUGGCGUGGGCGAGGACCACGAGGUUUCAGCGGCCACGGCUCGCAAGGAAUACCAAUGGAGCAAGAUGACUUCUCGUGAACGUGAGUUGUGGACCAAGGCGGCAGAGAAGGGCUGGAAAGCUUAUGUUGAGAAUGAGGCCGUUUCCAUUUUGGGGCCUCGCGAGUCCGCUUCCAUUCGGCGGCAGCUGGCGCAGAAAGGCGAGCUGGACCGCAUUUUGGUGCCGAGGUUCGUGCUGACUGAUAAAGCGGAUGGCCUCCGCUCUGAGGCGAACCCAAUGGACAUUGAUGCGUCGGCGAGGUUGGUUGUGCCCGGGUUCAAAGACCGAGCAAACCUGAAUGGCGAGGUGCGGCGAGACGCUCCCACCGGGGCUCGUUUGACGCAGCACCUGCUGAUGUGUAUCAUCGCGGACAAGGGUCGCUUCUGGAAGUUUCUGAGCGCCGACGUGAAGUCUGCCUUUUUGAAGGGGGAUCCGUAUGUCAGCAGGGAGCUCUACAUCACAAAGACCAAUGAGCGCAACGGCCCGGGAAUUCCAAUCCCUGACGGUUGCUUGGCCAAAGUUUGCAAAGGAAUUUUCGGCUUGGCCGACGCUCCUCGAGAAUGGUGGCUUCGCCUGGCUCGUUCGUUGGAAGCCAAGGGUUGGACACGCAACCCUCUCGACCAGGCCUGUUGGUUUCUUUGGGACGGGCCGGAGCGCAAGGAGCUCAAAGGCAUGGUCAUAAGCCAUGCCGAGGAGUCUUUGCAAGCAGUUGGGUCCGAGCUGGGCUUCAGGGAGGUCUCUGCCGACGACUUUGUUUGGUGCGGCAAGCGCUUUCGCCGUCGAGCUGAUGGCGCCGUCACCAUAAGCAUGGAAGCCUACCACAAGAACCUCAAGCCGAUCUACUUGACCAAGACGCGGCGGAGCGACUUGACAGCCUCCCUUGCAGCCGACGAACGCCGCAAACUACGUUCACUGCUGGGCAGUUUUCAGUGGCUCGUGGCCCAGCUUCGCUUUGACUUGCAGUUCCCGGUGUCCGCCCUGCAAGGAGAGACGCCCACCGUGGGGACGAUCCUUCGGGCCAACGCUCUCCUCAACGA